Molecule: messenger RNA, 1149 nt
Organism: Darwinula stevensoni
Lineage: Eukaryota; Metazoa; Arthropoda; Ostracoda; Podocopida; Darwinulidae
Source: the annotation of a GenBank genome assembly
AUGAGGGAAAAGCGAGAGCAGGAGGAUGAAAUCAGGCCGAGGCACAUGAUGGUGCCAUAUCUGAGUCCGUCCUUGAAAAUUUUCUCUCUUCCUCUGCGUACUAGGAGAGAGAUGGAUGGAUGGAUGGCGCAUCUCAUCAGUCGCUAUCAGAAUGAGCCGUGUGAGAGGCAGAGGGAUCUUGUGUUACCUGGUCCUCUGCUUUUUUCUUGCUUCUGUCAUCCUUCCCUUAUCCCCUUUCCGCGAUGGAUCGGUAAACUGCUUCCGACAUCCUGCGACAAUGGCGUCUCUUGGCAAGAUCAGACAAGCUUGUAUGGACGGGAGAAGCCUUACAAGAUUCUCCUCUUCGCCUAUCCCCGAUCUGGGUCUUCCCUCGUCGGCAGUCUCCUCUCUGCCGCCAAUCUGUCCUGGUACUACUUCGAGCCGCUGUUCUUCGUCAAAAACUGGGACAGGACUACGUACAACUACAGCAAGCGGGCGGAGGAAAUCCUAGAGAGCCUCUUCCACUGCGACCUCAGCAAGGUGGACGCGGAAUCGGGGAAGGGGAAAGCGUACGAGAACUGGAAGAUUCACCAGGGGUUUGCUGAUCCUCCGUGCGUUCCCUCCCAGCUGGACUACAUCGUCCAGAAGGUCAUCCGACUGCCUGCCACCCACCAUGUCAUGGAUUGGCUGGAGCGCAAUCCAGACAUUUUGGUGAUCCACCUGGUGCGAGACCCCCGCGGGAUCGUCAAUUCCAUCCAGAACCAACCCAACGAGGUUAACUUCAAGGACGAUUCGUGGGAGAUCUGCGAUCGGAUGUGGAGAGACAUCCUCGCCAUCGACUCGCUCUCGCGGCAGCGGAGGAGGAGAGUGCGAUACGAGGAUGUGGUGGAGAAUCCUCUCGCCGCAAUGGAGGAACUCUACGACUUCAUGAACAUCCCCUACACGAAGGAAGUCGAGGAUCGCAUCGAGGCCCAUUUCGACCGAGGGGAGUCGGGGAAUCAAAUACUCCAGAAUAAAUACUUCUCCACCUAUCGGAACAUGUCUGCUUUCGACCCGGAGCAUUGGCGCAGCCAAUUGGAACCGGAGCGGAUCGCACACAUCGAGGAAAUGUGUGGACACGUCCUCCAAGACCUAGGAUACCCUGUGGGAGACGUCCCGGAUCUCGAAUAA